CAAAAUUUGGUUCAUUUAAGUCUCGAUCGAUGAUAAUUAAUCUCAUCUCACCUGAAAUUUGUUCAUCUCAUGAUUUACUAAUUAAAACUGAGAAGGAAAAAAAUCUCUACCAAGAGAUUAGUGAUUACCGUAAUUCAGUUGAGAUUAACAUCAACGCUGUUCACCAAUUGUACGAUAAUUUAAAUCUUCAAUAUUAAUCCAAAUCAAUGAUAUCGGACAAUCGGAUCGGUUAAUCAUUUCCCUCAAUUGUUCACAAUCAAAAUUACUUAAAGUCUACUAUUGGUGUAGAUUAAUUUUCAUUCAUCAAACAUUGUAAACAAUUUGCCUUUAAUCUUAAUUGUUGUUUUAAUUUUAAUUGUCAAUCGAAUUUUUUGUUUUUCUAAUUGAUUCAUAAUUAAGUUCGAUUUUUGUUUGUUAAUCGAAUCGAAAGUUUCCUUUAUAAAAAGAAUUGAAUAAAUAUCAAUUAUUGGAAUUAGAAGAUCGAAAACUGGCCAACAAGUGACCAGAGAAAAUUUUUCUUCCCGAUGACCAGAAAAAGAGAGUAAAAAAGAAAGAGGAAGAUAAAAGAAGAAACCAGAAGAAGAGAAGAGAUGAUUUUCUUCUUACCGAAUUAGAGAAAGAGGAUAAUUUAACCUUCUCUCAUCUUUUUGUCUUCUUCUUCUUCUUCUUUGAUGUUACGAUCAAAAUUAAAAGAAAAUCAACUAAUUAAUCUAAACCAAAUUUCUAUUUAAACGGUGAAAACAAUAAUUACCACAAAAUUAAUUAGAUCUUUAAAUUGACCAGAACUAGCAACUUGUUAUUAUUUUGACGAUGGGCCUUGAAUUUUGGCCUCUGUUUGAGUUCCUGUUGUCGCCUCAAUCAAAUCGAGAUCUUUUAACAAUUAUUUGGUGUUUAUCUUUGUUUUCUAUGGAUUCUUACUGAUUUAAAGUCAACUAUUAAACAAAAUGGGCCGUAAAUUGAGAGCACGAGAGAGAAGACGUUAUACUGAAGAGUUUGAUGAAGAAAUUGAAGGAACUCGGAUGUUCGAUGUUGAAGAGAAACUGGUCUCUGAAAGGUUCGAUGAUUUAUUUGUCAAAGAAAUGAAAGGCGAAGAACUUAAUUUAAAAUAUAUCCAAGAAAAUGGAUUCGAUUCACCGAUUGUUGUCAAAGACUCGAAAGGUUUGGGUCUCAAGAUGCCUGAUGUAAAUUUCUCCGUUUCUGAUGUUAAACAAUGUGUUGGAAGUCGUCGGAUACUCGAUGUCAUGGAUGUUACCACACAGAAAGACAUUGAAAUGACAAUGAAAGAGUGGACUCAUUAUUAUGAGAAUCCAGUUCGAGAUCGACUUCUCAAUGUGAUCAGUUUAGAAUUUAGUCAUACUAAACUUGAUUCUAUGGUCGAAUCUCCAACAAUCGUCCGUCAAGUCGAUUGGGUGGACUGGGUUUGGCCUAAACACUUAAAAGCUCAACAAACGGAAUCAACCAAUUCAAUUGGAGACAUGAAAUAUCCUAAAGUCCAAAAAUAUUGUCUCAUGAGUGUCAAAGGUUGUUAUACUGAUUUCCAUAUAGAUUUUGGUGGAACUUCAGUUUGGUAUCACAUCUUAAAAGGACAAAAGGUUUUCUGGCUCAUUCCGCCGAGUGAACGAAAUAUUCAGCUGUUUGAACAAUGGGUUCUUUCUGGUAAACAGAGUGACAUCUUUUUCGGAGACACUGUUGAACAGUGUGCUCGUGUCCGUCUCUACGACGGUUAUACCUUUUUCAUACCCACCGGAUGGAUUCACGCGGUUUACACUUCAGAAGAUUCAAUUGUAUUUGGAGGAAAUUUUCUUCACUCUUUUGCCAUUGAAAAACAAUUGAGAAUCGCUCAAGUUGAAGAUAUAACCAAAGUUCCGGUUAAGUUUCGUUACCCUUUCUACCAUGAAAUGCUUUGGUAUGUUAUUCAACGGUACGUUUACUGUUUAACUGGUAAAUCACAUUUAACUGUUGGCGAUGAUGGAAACACAAUUACCAGUACCAACACCAACAGUAACAAUGUGAACGACAAUAACGUUAAUGAUAAUGGUUCAUCCAACAAUCAACUUUCAUUGUAUAGUAACAAUUUAUCUCAUAAAUCUAAUGGUCAAAACGCUCAUUUAACAUCAUUUGAACUGAAUGGACUAAAAGCCAUCAUCAUGUGGCUUAGCCGUUUAACUGGCAAUAAACGAUCUGUGCCCGAUCUCAUUGAUAAUCCAGAGGCUCUUCUUAACGAUGUCAAAUUGUUGGUCGAUGAACAUGGAAAUGAUAAUCAUAAGUUAGCUGUUACUGGACAACCAUUAUUAUUUUGGAAAUCAGCCAAAACUAAAUCUAAUAUAAAUUCAGUUCAAAAUCUAAGUAAUCAUUUGAAUUCAAGUUUAUCUUUUCCGCCAACAUCAUUGUCAACUAAUCCAACCUCCUCAUCUCUAUUGUCAUCGCCUAUGACUACAACCACAGCCACGACAUCAUCGUCAUUACUUUCAUCGACCAACUCAUCUUCCAAUGCAACAUCAACACCCUCGUCUACUUCAUCGUCGUCAUCAUCAUCAGGCCUCUCCAUCACAGCUCAACUGCGACAGAUUAAAAACACAUCUUUUACAUCGGCAUUCCACUUAUCUAAAACACCGUCAUCUUCAUCCACCUCCCUGAAUGCACAAUCCGACUCUUCGAAGAGACCUGAAUCUCCCCCGACUCGACCUCUAUCCUCAAACCAGUACUCAAUCAAUUUAACCUCACUUACUAAACCUCUUGACCAAAUCCCGCAAUCAUUUGCCCAGUUAAUUGCUGCCACUGGUGUUGGUAAUCAAAAUCGUCUUAAUUCACCAAUUUUGGGAUCAUCAAGUAAUAGUGGAUUUUACACCAACAGUUUAUUAAGCAAUUACAGUUACAAUAAUAAUACAAUUUUAACAAAAACCAACAGUACAAACACAUCGAUAAAUAUUGUCAACAAAAACAGUCUCGAGACAAUUGUAACCAAACCCAACACCGAUACAUAUGUUGUCGCAGUUGAUUCAUCAGAUUUCUCGAAAAGUGAUCCAUUGAAAAAUCCAAAUAGUUUCAACAAUCUAAGUAAUCUUGCCAGUCAAGCCAUGAGUGAUUCUGCUCGACGUCGACGAACCCGUUGUAAAAAAUGCGAAGCAUGUUUAAGAGCCGAUUGCGGGGAAUGUCACUUUUGUCGCGACAUGAAAAAGUUUGGUGGCCCUGGAAGGAUGAAACAAUCUUGUAUUGCCCGCCAGUGUUUAGCACCAGUUUUACCCCACACCGCUUGUUGUAUUAUUUGUGGACGAGAUGGUUGGGAGAAAAUGAUUCCAGCAACAGCUGAUUGUGAGGCACAAUCAAGUCUUCUUGAGUGCUCUAAGUGUUGGGAGAUUGUUCAUCCCGCUUGUUUAAAGGAGAAAAAUGUCUCCCUCAGUACAGAGGGUGUCAUGAGUGAUGAAUUACCAAACAGUUGGGAAUGUCCAAAAUGUAUCACAUCCAUUAAAUUCAUGUCAAAUGCAAUGAAGUUCAAUGCUUCAAAAAUGUCUAAUUCAACAUUAAUAUCAUCAUCUUCAUCCUCCUCCUCUUCCUCUUGUUCAUCAUCAUUAUUAUCAAACUCAACAACAACAACAGCAACAUCAAAAUUAUCAUCAAUUUUUCCUGUUUCCAAUGCGAAACCGUUUAUUCAACAAAACUCAUCGACCUUGAAAACUCCACCAAAUCAAGAUGUUUAUGAUUUCCAUACUGGUGACGUUCUGCCUGAAGCUACAUGCAAAAGAGCUCGAUUUGAUGAAGUGAUGGAGAGAAGACACUUCUUCGAGGACAACAGUGCCAAAAACUCUGAGACAACGGACGAAGAAAGUGACAGCACAAUCACAAGUAACAGUAACAGUGCCUCUAAUAACGGAAGUUUAAGUGGUAAAGAUAAAUUGACUCUGUUGUCUUCAUCAAUAUCGACCAAUAACAACGGUACUCAAAAAGCUUCCAAUGAUUUGCAUGUACGAUCUUGUGCUCGUUUCCCACUUCUCCAGGAAGCGAUUAAAAAGCAAAAUCAAGAAAAAAAGAUUCCUGAUUCGAUGUUAAUUACAGAGAAAAAAUCAAUCACUUCGAAAACACCUAAUGAAUCAAUCAACUCAACGUCUUCCACUUCAACUACUUUGAAAGGCUCUAGAAGUGGUAAGAAAAAUCAUCAAAGUGCUCGAGAUCGGUUGUUUAAAAGUCUCAAAGGACUUAAGAAAAAUUCAGAAAUGGUUCGUUAUAAUGGACUGUCAUCAUUGAAUAAAAAGUUACCUUUUAAAUCUGCUUCUCCCGCUAACGGGAUUAGUACUUCGUCAAACACACCUAGUCCCAUCCUCUCCAGAUCUGCAAUCGACUCUCCUGGAUCAACACUGACUCCAUCACCUUCCGGAGUGAAAUCCUUCUCGUCUUUUUAUGAUGUAACUAUGAAGGAAGAUGAGGAUGAUGAAGAUGAUAAAAAAGGAAUCAAAGAUUCAGUGAAAACCCCAUCAUCAUCAUCUAGCACAACAAUUACCGACCAAUAUAUGUUUGAUGAUGACACUGAUCAAGAUGAUGUGAUUGAUGAGAAAGAAAAUGAUGAUGCAUCAACAACAAGUACUUUUAUUGACAAAGAUUCAGCAACUGUUGGUAUUGUCGAUGGUUCCAGUGGGAAUAAUGAUCCACCUAAAAUCCUCGGUAGCGGCGGAGGAAGUACCAAAAGUGACAAUGAUCAUCUAAUUAAACCCAAAUAUGUUGUUCGUCCUGCACCUUUACCUGAUGACUUUUCGGACGACGAUGAAACCGAAGAGGGAACCGAUGAUGAUGAAACAAGUGAAGAUGAAAGCGAACGAGCAAAGGCUAAAAAGAAGUACAUUAAAAAGUUGAAUCGAAAGGUUCAAGGUAACCUUAAUAUCGCUCGAGAGGUGAUCUUGCCUGUUUUCAGGUAUCUACCGCGUUCUGACCUCAUGAACUGUAUGUUAAUUUGUCGCAAAUGGAACACCUGGUCCAUGGAUCCUAUUCUUUGGAAAUACCUUGAUUGUACUCACAAAAAGAUCACCCACUUGACCCUUAUGGGAAUCGUUCGUCGUCAACCUCUGCACCUUAAUCUUUCUUGGACCAAUAUCUCCAAACGACAAUUAGCCUGGUUAAUUGCUCGAAUUCCCCAAUUACAAACACUUAACUUGACCGGUUCUUCGGCAGCAACCGUUUCCGCUCUAUGUUCGAGCUAUUGUCCUCUGCUUCGAAAACUUGACCUUUCAUGGGUCGAUUCACUUAACGACAAUCUAAUCAAAGAUCUCCUUUCAUCACCAAACGAUUCUCGACCUGGUUUACUUGAGACCAAAACUCGUCUUAGACUUUUAACCGAUAUUUCCGUUGCUGGUUCCGAUUUAUCUGAUGUAUCGAUUCGUCUUCUCUGUAAUCAUUUACCUCAACUUUCUCGAAUUGAUUUAUCGAAUUGUUCAAAAGUAACAGACAUGGGAAUCAGUUUCUUAGCUGCUUCUAAAACAACCAAAUUAACUGCUCUUAACCUUUCAUCUUGUUCAAAUAUAACGGACACAAGUUUGGAAGCACUUAAACGUUGUCCUAAUCUAGUUCAUCUCGAUGUUCGUGAUUGUAAUCAAGUAUCUACUUCAAUUUGUCAAAAUUUUAUCGCUUCAUCUGCUACUAAAACAAAGUUAAUGAUGAAACAAUUUAAGCUAAUUGUGGCUCGCAAUCAACGUAACAAUAAUUUCAACUGAACCAUAUUAACGAGAUUAAUUGGAAACAAGCAAACCGAUGGAAACAAUUAUUUAUUCACUAUUUAUUCUGUAACCUUUCAAAUCAAUUGCAAAUAUUGAAAACUAAUUUAAUUGUAACAAAAUCGAUUAACCUUAAUUCAUCAAUUUAAAUUAUUUACGGAUAAAAGGUGUCGUAAUAGUUGAAAUAGUAAAGUAAAUUUGUACAUCUUGUAUAAAAUCAACUGAUCAAUUAAUCCAAUAAACUAAUGAUUGAUAUAAAAUCAAAUGAUAGAUGAUAAAUCAGAUGAGAGUAGCAAUGAUGAAGAUGACGAAUUUACAAUCGGACCACUACCACCAAGUGGAAAUUUUAUCGAAGUUGAAGAAAGUCGUCAUUCUAAAUCUCAACAAGUUGCAUCAGGAUCGAAAGGCCCUCAAAGGGAAGAAUGGAUCGCACGUUUGCCCGAAAAUAGUUCAGUCGCUCAUAAAUUAGGCUUCGGCAAAUCCAUGACAAGUUUUUCUUCCAAACCAGUUUCCAUUAAAGAAAUCACUCCAGUCGAUCAUGAUAACGAAUUAGAUAAGGCAGUUGAUGAAUUCAAUAAAACAACCAGACCCGAAGCAUUGGUUGAUCUUCACAAGAAGAAAAUGAAACACAAG
This is a messenger RNA of Panonychus citri (citrus red mite), 6332 nucleotides long. RefSeq names its product lysine-specific demethylase 2A-like (gene Kdm2). Lineage: Eukaryota; Metazoa; Arthropoda; Arachnida; Trombidiformes; Tetranychidae. The record is from RefSeq and is a predicted model, not a curated record. Gene Ontology annotation, biological process: regulation of transcription by RNA polymerase II; protein demethylation. Gene Ontology annotation, molecular function: histone demethylase activity; transcription coregulator activity; protein binding.